AUGCGCCCCGCCCCACCCCGCCUCUUCCACCUCCUCCGGCGGCCGCUCCUCCGCCCCCCCCACCACCACCACCACCACCUCCAAACACGAACCUUCCUCGGCUUCUCCCGCGCGCUGCCGAAGCCCCCGCCGCCGGGCAUCAGCACGAUCGAGAAGCUGGUCGGCACCCUCAACACGCACGAGGGCCGUCCCCCGCCGGCAGAGACGCUGGUCUCGGCGUUCCGCGAUGUGGUGCGCACGGCGGCGGCGGCGGGCACAAUCACGGACGAGCAUGCGCACGGCCUGGCGCGCACGUACCAGCACCUGAACGGCGACAUCCCGGCGGAGGAUGUGAGGGCUGCUGUGCGGGCGCUGCAGGGCGGCGGCGGUGGGAGUGGCAGCCCGCAUGUGGCUGGGCUGGCGAGGAUGCUGUUUGCGGGGCUGGCGGAGCACACGGGGGAGGAUGUGGAGGUGUUUGUGGGCGUGCUGGCGGGGUGCGGGAGUGCGGGAGAGGCGGCGGAGGUGGCGAGGAAGUAUGCGAGCGAGGGGGUGCUGAGGGGGAAGGCGGCGCUCAGGUGCUGGGAGGCGGUGAUGAGGGGGUUGGAGGCGGAGGGGAACGAGAGGGAGUUGGCGGAGAUGUGGGAGGACGUGCGGGAGGGCAAUCCGGUGGUCACCGCCGGGAUGAUGGGGCCUGUCGUCAGGUUCUACUGCAGGAGCGGGGAGGUGCGCAAGGCGCGGCAGUGGUACGAGAGACUGGUGGACGAGGAGCGACUGGCGCCGGAGCUGGAGACAUAUGUCGAGGUGCUGCGGCUGUGCGCGCAGAAGGGCGAGACCGGGUGGGCGCAGGAGGUCUUCAGCGCGAUCCUGAGCGGCGGGCCGCGCGCAGUGGUGUCCAGAGAGGCCUGGGACGUUGUGCUGCAGUGGGCCGAUAUCAUCACCAGAGACAGCAACGAGAUCUCCCGGCUGCUGACAAUCAUGAUGCAAAGAGCAGCCACAACAGGCAUAUACCCCUCGAUCGAGACCUUCAACGAGCUGAUCCGCUUCGCAAUCGCCAGGGGCGACUACAAGGCCGCCCGGAAACACCACAAGCUCGCCAUCCACCGCAAGUUCGCCCCAAACCGGAGGACCCUCGAGCUCCAGAUCGAGUACCUGGUCCUCGCAGGCAAGGUCAGGAUCGCACCGGAGGUUUACGAGCAGCUGCGCGCUGAGGAGCUGCCCCCUUCGUACCCGGCGCAUUCUGUCCAGCUCCUGCUACAGGCCCUCUGCAGGGAGCCCGAGCCCGAUGUAGAGCUGAUCAACCGCAUCUACACAGACCUCGGCGAAUGGAGCAGCCCGCUGCAGAUUGGGACCACCACCGCGCUCCUGAACCGCUUCUUGACCGCCUGCCAGUUCAACGACGUCAUAACGCUUCUCAGCGGGCCCUCGUGCGCAGUGUUUAGUGCGGCGGACCGCCGCAAGGUCAUCCACGAGAUGGGCGAGUACAUUGGCCGCCCCACGACAUCGAUCGAGGCCGCAUGGGACACAUACCAGAUCCUCUACCAGGUAUUCCCCGAGCUGUCCGUGCGCCAGCGCACCGACAUCAUGCGUCUCUUCUUCACGCUGGGCCGCAGCGACAUGGCCACCAUGGUGUUCAAGCACAUGCGCGGGACCCCCGGGCGGCGGCCGGGCAAGCAGAGCUACAUCCUUGCGCUCAGCGGCGUGGCCUACUCGCGCGACAUCGAUGCGCUCAAGGUCAUCCACAAUGCGCUGAAGCUUGACCAGGCCGUGGACCUGGACACGCAGCUGACAAACGCGCUCAUGAAUGCGUAUAACCGCUGCGGGGUCCCGCUGCGUGCGGUGCGGUUCUGGGAGGACAUAAAGCAGAGCACGGAGGGGCCCGACUACCAGAGCAUCAGUGUGGUGUUUGAGGCGUACGGGAAUCUGUUUGAGGGUACGUCGAGGGCGAAGAUCCUGUGGGGCCAGCUGAAGUCUAUGGGCGUGAAGCCCACGGUGGAGAAUUAUAGGUCCUACAUCGAGGCGCUGGGGAAGGGUGAGCUGUUUGAGGAGGCGUUUAGACUAGCGAGGGAGAUGGAGCUGAAUGAUGGCGUCAAGCCAGACGUGAAACUGCUUGGGACGCUGUAUGCAUUGACCACAUCCCACGACGUGAGGGACAAGGUCGCAGAGUGGGCGAACGAAUCGUAUCCCACAGAGUGGAAGGAGAUCGAGACGCGGCUGGAACAGCUGCCGAGGGAUAUCCUGGCGCACGAGGCUCUGGAAGAAUUGGGCGGUAGCCAGUUGCAGAACCUACUGCAGGGAAGCCAGACGUCGAUGUUGGCGAUUGAGGAAGGGGAGAAGGAGAUUGAGGAAUUCAAGCCUCCACCCCCGGUUAGGGAGCCGUAA
This is a messenger RNA of Morchella sextelata, 2358 nucleotides long. RefSeq lists its product as uncharacterized. The record is from RefSeq and is a predicted model, not a curated record. The transcript is spliced from 2 exons. The coding region runs from base 1 to 2358 and encodes 785 amino acids. Lineage: Eukaryota; Fungi; Ascomycota; Pezizomycetes; Pezizales; Morchellaceae. Gene Ontology annotation, molecular function: protein binding.